This is a messenger RNA of Fusarium fujikuroi IMI 58289, 726 nucleotides long. RefSeq lists its product as uncharacterized. Gene Ontology annotation, molecular function: phosphatase activity. The record is from RefSeq and is a predicted model, not a curated record. The coding region runs from base 1 to 726 and encodes 241 amino acids. The transcript is spliced from 3 exons. Lineage: Eukaryota; Fungi; Ascomycota; Sordariomycetes; Hypocreales; Nectriaceae. Gene Ontology annotation, cellular component: cytoplasm.
AUGCCACGAAUCAUUCAUCUUGUGCGUCACGGCCAAGCCGUUCAUAACCUCUGCGAAGCAAAUAACGUUCUUCCCGACACCGUCCUCACGCCUUUGGGACAAGAGCAAGCUAAAGGCCUGAUCUCCAAAUGCCCUGAACUUGCCAAUGUCGACCUGAUCGUGUCAUCGCCACUGCGACGAACUCUCCAAACGACCCUUCUGGCAUUUUCUUCGCAAUUAGAGCGCGGCUUACAGGUCGUGGCCUUGCCGGAAGUACAGGAAGUCAGCGACAUGAACUGCGAUACGGGCAGCGAUCUCAACGUGAUAAAGGCCGAGUUCCAACAGCAGCCUGUGGAUUUCAGUCUUGUUGAGCCAGGCUGGCAAAUAAAGGAUGGUAAAUGGGCCCCAGUUGUUGGCAGCGUUUUAGAGAGGGCCCGGGCUGCACGGCAAUGGCUGAGCGAAAGACCCGAGUCAGAAAUUGUGGUCGUUACUCAUGGUUGCUUUUUGCAUUUCUUCACGGACGAUUGGGUCAACUCUGUGAACCCUGAUGGUACGGAUUGGGCUAAUGCAGAAGUUCGCUCCUAUACGAUUUCACAUGACGAGCGCGAAGGGCCAGUUUUAUGUGAGACUAGGGAGUCCAGAGAGAGGCGUGGAGUCGAGCCAGUUGCUACGACGAGAGAAGAACAAUUAGAGCUACGACAGGCUGCUUUGAAGGCAGCACUUGAAUGGGGGCUCAUACGGCCAUGA